Molecule: messenger RNA, 1603 nt
Organism: Alexandromys fortis (reed vole)
Lineage: Eukaryota; Metazoa; Chordata; Mammalia; Rodentia; Cricetidae
Gene: Snx31
Product: sorting nexin 31
Exons: 11
Coding region: 59-1093 (344 amino acids)
Biological process (GO): intracellular protein transport; endocytic recycling
Cellular component (GO): early endosome
Molecular function (GO): phosphatidylinositol binding
Source: RefSeq, a predicted model, not a curated record
UGCUCUUGCUGACUGGGCUUGCUUUCCGUGUUUUUCAGUAACUGCAGACCCCCGUGUGAUGAGAAGCGACGUCUUCACCGAGUUUUUAACGCUGGUACAGAUGCACACAUUGAACGUCACCACCACGCAAGCCGCUUUGGAUGUGUUUCUGCCCAAUGGAAAGAGUGUUAACGUGGAGGUUCUAACAUCAGAUACAGCCGAAAGGGUCCUUGAGGUGGUGGCGCAGAAACUUGGACUGUAUCCGGAGCUCUUGGGGUACUUCGGUCUGUUCCUCAUCCGGUGUUUCCCGGAGGGCAAGCUCUCUGUUGUGAAGAAGAUGGCUGAUUUUGAGCUACCUUACACUAGCCUUCAGAGUUCCGAGGCAGAAGACUGGAAGAUAGGACUCAGAAAAUGGUACCUGGACCCCGCCCUGGACUCCGUGCUGAUGGACUGCAGAGCGGCUGGAGACCUGCUGUACAUGCAGGCAGUACAGGACAUUGAAAUAGAAUGGGUGAAACCCACACAGGUUCAGAGGGAGGAACUGAAGGCACUCCAGGAGAAAGAGAAUCAAACAGAGUUUCUGGAGCGGUCCCAGGAGGUCCGGCACUAUGGGUACAUUCAGCUGGAUCCCUGUACCUGCAACCACCCCGAACCCGGCUGCACGGCUGUACUUUCCAUUGGCAACAACGAGAUCAGCUGCUGUGUGACCCUGCCUGACGGCCAGACCCAGGACAUUGCUUUCCAGAUGAGCGGAGUAAAGUGCUGGCAGGUCACUUUCCUUGGAACUCUGCUGGAUACAGAGGGGCCCCAGCGAACUCUCAACCAGAACCUAGAGCUGAGAUUUCAGUACAGUGAAGACAGUCGGCAGCAGUGGUUCGUCAUUUACACCAAACAGGCUUUUUUCCUGAGUAGCUGCCUGAAGAAGAUGAUCUCAGAGAAGAUGGCGAAGCUCGCUGAGGAGAACCCAGAAAUGCAGAUCGAGGUUCCAGAACAAGGCAGAAGUAAGAAGCAGCCGAACCAGCCGAAAGACUAUUUUAAUUUUCUGAGAAAAAGCAAGGCGAAGAAAGUUGAAGACGACUGUGUUUGGGGAACCCUCACGGAAGGAGGUCUCUGAAGGGAGUCUCGUCAACUGUCUUAAGACAGUGCCAGAGUUUGGGAGAUGGCCUUCCCACUUCACUUCCUUUGACACUGAGGUGCCCUGUGUCCAUCACUUUAACUGUAGCGUUCUGUAACUCUCGGGAUUAAACGGUGUAGAAACCAGAGCUAUAGCAUUGGCUGAAGUGGCAGUUGGCAGGUUCAAAUCCACCAACGGAAGGUUUGUUCUAUGUUCCCUCUAAGGUAGAUGUGGAUUCAGCUCCUUUAAGCCUUUUGUAUGUUCUGAUUUUGAAGGUUUAAAAAGCUUAUUUUAAACUAUAUUAAUGCAUUUAUCACCAAGGUAGAUUCACCAUCCUCAGAAAAAAUAUGACUUCUCUGACCUUGUCAGCGAGUAGGAAGAGGUGGCAGAAUUCUGAUCCACUUCCUCACCUGCUUGUGAGUUUACUAACUCAGGUGACCUAAAGUAACAGCUGCCCUGGCCUAACUCCCCUCAUGGCAUGGCUGUAGUCCACUCUGCUUUUUUUUUUUU